Molecule: messenger RNA, 2564 nt
Organism: Leptopilina heterotoma
Lineage: Eukaryota; Metazoa; Arthropoda; Insecta; Hymenoptera; Figitidae
Product: ATP-dependent RNA helicase dbp2-like
Exons: 7
Coding region: 150-2132 (660 amino acids)
Cellular component (GO): cytoplasm; ribonucleoprotein complex; nucleus
Molecular function (GO): RNA helicase activity; RNA binding; ATP binding
Source: RefSeq, a predicted model, not a curated record
AGAUGUCGCGCUUGUUCCCUUUCCUGUCUGUGCUGUGCAUUCCAUCUUUUAUACAGCUUGGAGACGCGCAAGUUUAUUCUAUUAAAUAUUUAUUGAAAAUUUCAUUAUAAACCAAGGAGGACUUGAAUCGAAAAUUACAAAUCUUCUGAAUGACAAUGGCGUACAGAGAUCGCGAUCGUGGUGUCGACAGAAGAGGUGGAACCGGUGGAGGACGUGGCGGUAGUCGUGGAAUGGGUGGAAGUCGUGGGGGAAGAGGAGGAAGCCGAGGAGGAGGUGAUGGGGGCAGCAGUGGAAGAUUUGGAAAUCGCGAUGGUGGUGGUGGCGGCGGUGGUGGUAAUAUUGGAGGAAGUAGAUUUGGCAGUGGUGGAGGAAUGGGAAAUCGCGACAGUGGAUUUGGUAAUAAUAAUUUUAAAAAUCGUCAACCUGGUGAACGUCUACGUAAGCCACGUUGGGAUAUGGGUUCACUGCAACCAUUCAGAAAAGAUUUCUAUCAACCACAUAUGAAUGUCUCCAAUCGAAGUAUGCAUUCCGUUGAUUCCUAUCGUUCAAAUAAGGAGAUCACAGUCAAAGGCAAUAAUAUACCGGGUCCAAAUGUCUACUUUGAAGAGGGUGGCUUUCCCGAUUAUGUUCUAAAUGAAAUUCACCGACAGGGAUUCGGUGAACCGACUGCAAUUCAAGCUCAAGGUUGGCCAAUUGCUCUCUCGGGACGCGAUAUGGUUGGCAUCGCUCAAACCGGCUCUGGCAAAACUCUAGCCUACAUUCUUCCCGCUAUCGUGCACAUUAAUCAUCAGCCGAGGUUGAAUAGAAAUGACGGACCGAUUGCGCUUGUUUUGGCGCCAACGAGAGAACUGGCUCAACAAAUUCAGCAAGUGGCGUCAGAUUUCGGCGCCUCGUCCCAAGUGAGAAACACCUGUAUAUUCGGAGGGGCUCCCAAAGGACCCCAAGCCAGAGAUCUAGAGCGCGGAGUGGAAAUUUGCAUAGCAACACCCGGACGUUUAAUAGACUUUUUAGAGCGAGGGACAACAAAUCUUCGUCGUUGCACGUACCUAGUACUGGACGAAGCAGACAGAAUGCUCGAUAUGGGUUUCGAGCCGCAAAUUAGAAAAAUAAUUGAACAAAUCAGACCCGAUAGGCAAACGCUCAUGUGGUCUGCGACAUGGCCAAAAGAAGUGAGAAAUCUGGCCGAGGAGUUUUUAACCGAAUACAUUCAAAUCAACAUUGGCUCACUGCAAUUGGCGGCAAAUCACAAUAUUCUACAGAUUGUCGAUGUCUGCGAGGAGUAUGAGAAGGAGGGAAAACUAAUGAAACUCCUGGAGGAAAUCUCCAAUGAACCGGAAAACAAGACAAUCAUCUUUGUGGAAACUAAGAGAAAAGUCGAUGAUAUAACGAGGGCUAUUAAUAGGUACGGAUGGCAGGCAAUAGGUAUUCAUGGGGAUAAGAGUCAACAAGAGAGAGAUUACGUUUUAAAUCAAUUCCGAGGUAGCAGGUCUGCUAUUUUAGUAGCAACAGAUGUGGCAGCUCGUGGUUUAGAUGUUGAAGAUGUGAAAUUUGUUAUAAACCUGGACUACCCGUCCAACUCGGAAGACUAUGUUCACCGAAUUGGGAGAACUGGUCGAUCGCAACGUACCGGUACUGCUUAUGCUUUCUUCACGCCGGCAAACGCACACAAGGCUAAUGAUUUGAUUCAAGUACUUGAAGAAGCAAAGCAGGUGGUUAAUCCGAAAUUGUACGAAUUGUCAAGAAAUCCAGGAAUGUACAAACGUGGCAGAUUUAGUGGCGGAAGGUCAAGUGGUGGAGGUAGUCGAGGCGGAAGCAGUCGAGGAGGCAGUAGUCGAGGGGGCACAGGAGGUGGACGAGGAGGAAGCGGUAUGCGAGGAGGCCGAGAUAAUAACGACCGAGGAAGUGGAAGAUUUGACCGUGGAAACGCAGGCGGCGGUGAUCGAGGGAAAUGGGGCGGUGGUGGAAGUUCUGGCGGAAUGGGGGGCGGUGGAUACGGAAACAAAUCCUAUUCGCAAAAUAGUUACGGCGGAAGUGGUAGCGGCAGUGGAGGUUAUAGUCAAAACGGCAGCGGAUAUGGAAAUAGCGGCGGCGGAGGCAGUAGUGGCAAUUACAGGCAACAAAAUGGCUAUUAAAAAAAGAGACCUUGAAAAGAUAAUAUUCUUUUAAAUAUCUAAAAAAAGGAAAUCCGACUAUGGAAUUGAAUUCCAUGUUCGAUGCUUUGCAAUAUAAAGCAUACCAGUUGCCCUAAAUAAUUCUAUAUAACUUUUAAUUGAUAGGUAGAUAAUGGCGGCUGUGUAUAUUCAUUUUUUUUCCAUAUAAACUUUACAAGUAUAAACAUUUUGCUCCAAAUGACGAUACAAAAAAGAAACUUCUUUUCUGCAUAAACUCGGAAAAUUUAAUUUUCGCCCCACAUUCAUUGUUGAAUUUUUCUCCACCCAUUUUUAUUUCGAUAAUGUAAAAAUAAGAUAAAAAUAUCUUCCGGAAGAGACAAUUUAUUUAGAAAGAGUCUAAAUGUAGAACAUUGUACUCUAAAUUUACUCAUCUCAUAAAAUGUGUGAAAAUUA